Thalassophryne amazonica is the source of this 2048-nucleotide messenger RNA. RefSeq names its product misato mitochondrial distribution and morphology regulator 1 (gene msto1). Gene Ontology annotation, biological process: mitochondrion distribution. Gene Ontology annotation, cellular component: cytoplasm. The record is from RefSeq and is a predicted model, not a curated record. The coding region runs from base 89 to 1858 and encodes 589 amino acids. NCBI's taxonomy places the organism in Eukaryota, Metazoa, Chordata, Actinopteri, Batrachoidiformes, Batrachoididae. The transcript has 14 exons.
UCCUCCUUCUGGUGUCGUCUCUAAAUGUGCCCGUUAUGUUAAAAACACAAAUUUUUGCGUUUUGUCCUAAUGGUAGACUUGCUUCAGGAUGAGCGGUGUUUGUAGAGAAGUCAUCACCCUUCAGCUAGGACAUUAUUCCAACUUUGUGGGGACUCACUGGUGGAAUUUACAAGAUGCAUCUCUAUCAUAUGAUCCGGAGACACCUUUGGGUGAGAUCCAGAGUGAUGUUGUGUUUCGUGAGGGGCAGACUAUGGGGGGGCAUGUCACGUACACACCUCGCCUCAUUGCCAUGGAUCUCAAAGGAAGUCUUCGAACGCUGCGGCAAGAGGGAGGUCUGUACGAUGCUGGCAAAGAUGAACCUGCAGUCACAUGGGAGGGAAACCUUGUGGUGCAUAAAGAAAGUCCUCCAACAAAGAAUUCUUUUCUCCAGGAUCUGGACAAAUUGGAUAAGGGGGAGAUCUUGGCCGAGGCUGAUUUUAGCUCCAACUCACAGCCUAAGUGCUCAGGUUCAGUGAGCGUGGACACCGUCAACAGCCAGCUGCAUCGAGUCCACAGCAGAUACAAGCUGGAGGGCAGCGUGACCGUGUGGUCCGACUUCCUCAGGAUCCACCUGCACCCCCGUACCAUCUCCGUCAUCUACCAGUACAACCACAGCGGGGAGACUCACCGUCUGGAGGCCUUCGGUCAGGGAGAAGCUCUGUUGCAGGGACGUGUGUUUGAGGAACUGGAGGACAAGCUGCAUUUCUUUGUGGAGGAAUGUGAUUAUCUUCAGGGUUUCCAGGUGCUGUGCGACCUGGCUGAUGGUGUUUCAGGUCUGGGUUCAAAGGUCACAGAGCUGUUACAGGACUCCUAUAGUGGAAGGGGCAUCCUGACCUGGGGGCUGGCACCUGUCGACCACCCAAAUUCAACUCCGAUGAUGGACCUCUAUCACCUAUUGAACACAACAUUAGGGAUGGUACAUCUGGCCAAUCACAGCUCUGUGUUCUGCCCUUUGACCCUGCGCGGUGGACUGUGCAGACGUCCUACCUCUCCUGCAGUGUUCCCCCACCUAAACUAUGAUCCCUCCCUGUGGUACCACUCGAGCGCCGUCCUGGCUUUGGCCCUGGACUCUAUCACUGUGCCUUACAGACUGAGUAACAACAGCAUCCCCAUGUGGCAGGUGGCAGAUAGUCUCACUGUCUCUGGAAGAAAGGUGGUAUCCGCUUACGGGGCCCUUCCCUUGCCCAUGAUGCACGGCAGCUCUCUCCCUGAUGCCCUGAGCAUCUGCUCAGAUGUGUUGCCAUGGAAACCCCUGUCAGCGUGCCAGGAACUCGGUGAUGGUCGAUGCUACGGCCAGUGGACGACGCUCAGAGGCUUUGAAGGCCAGAAAUUAAUCAGCUCUCCGGCUCCAGGGACACAACCCGCCUCUCCUCUGCACACCCUCUACAGCGGUGAAGACGUACUGACGUCUUACAUCAGACUCUUCUAUCCUACAUCUCCUCUGGCUGUGCAGCUGGUCUCCGCCCCCAGUAAGCUGAUGCCGCCAUUUCCUCAGAUAUUCAGCCAGUCCCUCAGUGCUCAGGGUUUCCUGCAGAACCAGCCUCCUCCUCCACCCGGCUCUUCCGUCCAGAGCGUCUCCUCUGUACCAGUCAUGACGUCUCUUCAGUCCACGCCUGCACUCAGCUCGUGGCUGUCAGAACUACAUCGUGCCGCCAGCACCUACGAUCUUCGCCGGGCAGCCCCCAGCUUCCUCUCCCAGGGACCUGAAAUGGCAGACUACCAGGACGCUCUUGAGCAGCUGCGCCUGCUCUCUCGGCGUUACCGUGACGAUAGUGAUGGAGCGACGCGGUCUUCCUCAGAGGAUGAUGAUGAUGACUGACUGUUACAGCUUCAUGUUUGACGGAGGCCUGAACUGGAUUCACUGAUGUUUUGAGACUGCAUUUACCAACAUUUACUGCAAAGACUGUUUGUACACAAACUUCUGCAAAAUAUUAUGUAUUUUUUAAGAAAAAGUAGAGAAAUGUCAGGGCCUAAUUUAUACUAAUAAAUAUACUGUACAUACAUUUUGA